AUGAAUCCGCUACAAAGUGCACAGCAUCCAUGCCGAGCUGAGCAUGGCAUGCCGUACGUGCUUGUGUUAGCAGGUAAUGCACAGCGCGCAGCUGAUAUCGCACGUACACUCCGCACCUUUAUGCCUGGUAGCUCGGCAGAGCGAGUCAAGCGACCUCGCAAGGGUAAAAGAGACGACGUAAGCGCGGCGUCGACCUCGAAAGACGAGAAGGCCGCGGCGCCAGCACCCGUCGUUGCCAAGCUAUUCGCUCGACAUUUCAAGGUGGAGGAGCAGGAUGCCUGGCUUCGAGCCCAGCCGGCGCCCCUCGGCGUAGGAACGCCUCACCGCGUUCACACACUCAUUCAGCAGGGCUCAUGUCGACUGGACCACCUCGCAGCUCUGAUCAUUGACUUUUCGUGGACAGAUGCGAAGCAGCGCACGGUAUUUGACACGCCGGAAACGCGCGGUGCCAUGUUACACCUUCUGAGUGACAAACACGUGCGCGCCGCCAUGCAGCGAAAGAUGCCGCAGCCUGCUUGCCGCCUUGCUCUGUUUUAG
Molecule: messenger RNA, 537 nt
Organism: Malassezia globosa CBS 7966
Lineage: Eukaryota; Fungi; Basidiomycota; Malasseziomycetes; Malasseziales; Malasseziaceae
Exons: 1
Coding region: 1-537 (178 amino acids)
Cellular component (GO): 90S preribosome; nucleus
Source: RefSeq, a predicted model, not a curated record